Molecule: messenger RNA, 1680 nt
Organism: Lolium perenne
Lineage: Eukaryota; Viridiplantae; Streptophyta; Magnoliopsida; Poales; Poaceae
Source: RefSeq, a predicted model, not a curated record
AUGGACCAGAUAUUGUUGAACAAUUUUGGAAUGUAUGACACUGGGGUUUUAGGCAACCAGGAAGAUGGAUAUAGUGCAGAUGAUGAAGAUGAAGAGGACAAUAACACUAAUGAUGUUAUUGUUGAUGUUGUAGCCUACAAAAAGCUAGUGGAAGAUGGUAGUCAGGAUUUGUAUGUAGGCUGCACAAGUUUUUCAAAACUACAGUUCAUAGUUAGGUUGUUGAACAUAAAGAAUACAUGGAAAGUGCCCAAUGGAUGCUAUGAUGAGAUAUUGUUAUUAUUUAAGGAAGCUCUUCCACAAUCUCAUGCACUAUCAGGAAUUUCAAAAAUUCAUGCAUCAAAGAGGUACAUAAAAGACAUCGGCAUUGGUUAUGAAAGUAUUCAUGCAUGCAAGAAUGACUGCAUCAUGUUCAGAGGAGCACACAAGGACGACACACUAUGUCCAAUAUGUAACACAAGCAGAUGGAAGAGUGAGAACGCAGGAGUUGGUGGGAAAAGGAUGUACAAGGUUCCUCAGAAAGUUACCAGGCACUUCAAACUGAAACCAAGGGUCAGAAGGUUCAGUGAAGACCCAAGAAAUAUUAGGUUUGCAUUAACCACCGAUGGGUUCAAUCCAUUUGAAAACAUGAGCAUAUCAUACAACAUCUGGACAGUUAUUCGGAUUCCACUUAACCUUCGUCCUUGGGUAUGCACGAAACAAUCUAAUUUCAUCCUAAGUGUUAUUGUUCCUGGGAGGAAGGGUCCAGGGAAGGAAAUGGAUGUUUACAUGCAGCUGGCCAUAGAUGAUCUUCAAGAAUUGUGGAAACCUGAAAUCUGGACACAUGAUGCAAUUACUGAUGGUGCAUCUUUCAAUGGAAAAGAUGAAUUCAGAGAUCCCCCAGUUAAGAUUACAGGUCAAGAAAUAUCUGAAAUGACUGCAACUCUGCAUACUGAUAAUGGCAAGUUACAAAAACCCAAGCCACCUAGGAGAAAAAAGAGGACUGUUGCGGAAUUACAGGAAAAUGAGGAAAUUUAUAUUCACAGUGUGGAGGGAACUUUCAAAAGAAGAAGUGUCUUCUUCCAGUUGGAAUAUUGGCAGACACUACUUGUAAGAUAUAACCUAGACAUCAUGCACGUACAGAAAAAUGUUUUUGAAAACAUAAUGAAUACUAUUUUGGAUGUUGAUCAAAGAUCCAAGGACAACUUGAAUGCUAGGUUGGAUCUAGAAGAUAUGAAUAUAAGAACUACCCAUCAUGCUGAUAUGACGGCACCAAAACCUAUCUUACCUAGGGCAAGUUACCAGUUGCUUCCUCAGGCCAAGAAUAUAUUUUGCACUAUCAUCAAGUAUGCAAGAUUUCCAGAUGGAUAUGCAUCAAACUUGUACCACAAGGUGAUAGAUGUUGAUGAAAUGGAGCACUGGGAAGCUGAGAUUGCACAAAUCUUGUGUAAAUUAGAGAUGAUAUUUCCUCCAUCAUUUUUUGACAUGAUGGUGCAUGUAACUAUCCACCUAGCAAGUGAAGUACGAAUUGAUGGACCUGUUCAAUUCAGAGACAUGUGGUCUACUGAGAGGUUCGUAGGAACACUGAAGGACUUUGUACAGAACAUGACUUACCCAGAAGGGUCAUUGGCAGAAAAUUAUCAGUUUGAUGAAUUCCUAACAUUCUGCUCAAUAUAUCUUAAUGGCUAUGCGCUACAAAGUUGA